Microthlaspi erraticum is the source of this 417-nucleotide messenger RNA. The record is from the annotation of a GenBank genome assembly. Lineage: Eukaryota; Viridiplantae; Streptophyta; Magnoliopsida; Brassicales; Brassicaceae.
AUGGCGUCGCUGCAGAAAUUCAAGCUUCUCGCGACUCGCUGCAGCACAGUCGCGGAGAGUCCAACUCGUAGCCCGGUGAUCCACCUCCGCCGUCGUAAAACGCUGCGUAUGUUACUCACCCGAUCGACAGAUUUUCCGGAGAUCGAUGUAACCGCAAAGUCCAGAGAUAAGAAGAUCCGAUCACGGCGGAAGCUGAGAGAGCUCUUUGUCACUUCGCCGCCUCCGGUCGAAGAAAGAGAGCAUUGCGGCGGCGCAAGGGAGGAGACGGUUGAUAACGGCGUUAGUGAUGUGGAAAGGUUAACGGUUCGUCGCCGUAACGGCUUUAACGGCUUAAUGAGGCCAGUAUCUGCUACAUUUCGGUGUAGGUUAAUUCAAAGAGUUUGGCGUCCUGUUCUUGUAACUAUCCCUGAACAAUAA